AUGUCCCCAAGUCGCAUCCCAGAGACGGGCAGCAGAACAGCCCUAGACCCCCAAAUCCAAGCAUUCCUCACCCAAAACUCGUCCCUCCAACUAGGAGGCACCAACUUCUUAGCCGAGCGCAAGCACCACACUCAAGUCUUCGCCUUCCACAACCACCCACAAAUCCUGCAAGCCGCAAUUGACCAAGUCGAAUUCACGGCCAUCCGCGGCCCGCACGGAACGAUCCCAAUUCGAGUCUUUUAUCCCAAAAGCGGCGAGAAGCGGAAACAGGCCCGGGAUGCUGCAGCAUUAAUCUACUUUCAUGGUGGAGGCUACACAGUCGGGACGGUGGACGAGUUUGAGAAUGGCCUUCGGAUACUGGCAGAGGAGAGUGGCGCGCAGGUCUACGCGGUCGAGUACCGACUAGCACCCGAAUGGCAAUUUCCGACACAGUUAGAUGAAUAUCAAGAGGUACUGGAAUGGGUCCAGGGUAAAGGUGGCGCCGAACGAGGUGUCAAUCCCCAACGCGUCUGCGGCGGAGGCGACAGCGCCGGAGGAAACAUGACCGCCGCGCUCACCUUGCGUGUUAAAGAUGGGAAGGGCGGAAAAGCGCAACCCAUGCGCGCACAGAUCUUACUAUACCCUGAAGCGCGAAUCCCAUUUGAUACCCCAGCUGCAGCGGAAAAUAACUCGGGGAUCUACCUGGAAUGCAAUGGCAUCUUCUCGUUCGCGGAUCACUAUCUCCCCCGUGGAACGCCGCCGUCGCAUCGGUACAUCUCGCCUGGGAUGCAGCCAAUCUCAUCGUUACGAGAUCUGCCCGCAGCGGCGGUCUAUACCAAUGGGUUUGAUCCGUUGCGUGAUGUUGGGGUGGAGUAUGCGUCCAAGUUGGAUGAGGCGGGUAAUCAGGUGGUGUGGCAUCAUUUUGAUACGCUCCCGCAUGGGUUUUUGCAGAUGGCCCCGUGGAGCGAGAAAGCUAUGGAGGCGACGAAGCAGGUUGGUAAGAACUUGCGAGAGCUAGCCUAUGGAAAGUAA
This is a messenger RNA of Aspergillus chevalieri, 1011 nucleotides long. Its product is annotated as alpha/beta hydrolase. The transcript has a single exon. Lineage: Eukaryota; Fungi; Ascomycota; Eurotiomycetes; Eurotiales; Aspergillaceae. Gene Ontology annotation, molecular function: hydrolase activity. The coding region runs from base 1 to 1011 and encodes 336 amino acids. The record is from RefSeq and is a predicted model, not a curated record.